This is a messenger RNA of Microtus ochrogaster (prairie vole), 3346 nucleotides long. RefSeq names its product FHF complex subunit HOOK interacting protein 1A (gene Fhip1a). The record is from RefSeq and is a predicted model, not a curated record. NCBI's taxonomy places the organism in Eukaryota, Metazoa, Chordata, Mammalia, Rodentia, Cricetidae.
CAUGAAGACUGAAGAAGUUACAUUUUUCACAUGAUAAUUGAAGUUAAUGACUACCUACAAUAUUUUCAUGAAAAUUAAGUAUGACUUAGAAGUGUCAAAGGUUUAUGAUGUCAUCAGUUUCGACAGAAAGCAAACUUCAGCAGGCUGUCAGCCUGAAGGGAGUUGACCCAGAAACAUGCAUGAUUGUGUUUAAGAACCAUUGGGCACAGGUUGUGAAGAUCUUAGAGAAGCAUGACCCCUUGAAGAACACCCAGGCAAAAUAUGGAUCGAUCCCUCCAGAUGAGGCCAGCGCUGUGCAGAACUAUGUGGAACACAUGCUGUUCCUGCUCAUUGAAGAACAAGCCAAGGAUGCUGCCAUGGGGCCAAUUCUGGAGUUUGUGGUCUGUGAGAACAUCAUGGAGAAGCUUUUCCUCUGGAGCCUGAGGCGGGAAUUCACCGACGAAACCAAACUGGAGCAGCUGAAGAUGUAUGAGAUGCUGGUCACGCAGUCAUACCAGCCCCUGCUGCACCAUAAGCCCAUCCUGAAGCCCCUGAUGAUGCUGUUGAGCUCCUGUUCGGGGACAACCACCCCAGCCGUGGAGGCAAAGCUGGUCGUCCUGCUCAACCAGCUCUGCUCCAUCCUUGCCAAAGACCCAUCUAUUCUGGAACUCUUCUUCCACACCAGUGAGGACCAAGGGGCCGCCAACUUCCUCAUCUUCUCUCUUCUGAUACCCUUCAUUCAUCGGGAGGGCACAGUAGGCCAGCAAGCUCGGGAUGCUUUGCUGUUUAUCAUGUCUCUCUCCGCGGAGAACAGCAUGGUGGCCAAUCACAUUGUGGAGAACACCUACUUCUGUCCAGUACUUGCAACUGGACUCAGUGGCCUGUACUCGUCCCUGCCCACGAAGCUGGAAGAAAAGGGUGAGGAGUGGCAUUGCCUUCUGAAGGACGAUUGGCUCCUGCUGCCCCCCCUCGUGCAGUUCAUGAACUCUCUGGAGUUCUGUAACGCCGUCAUCCAGGUGGCCCACCCCUUGAUCCGCUCUCAGCUCGUCAGCUACAUCUACAAUGGCUUCCUGGUACCAGUGUUGGCUCCCGCCCUCCAUAAGGUGACGGUGGAAGAGGUCAUGACCACAACUGCAUACCUGGACCUUUUCCUGCGCAGCAUCUCUGAGCCAGCGCUCCUGGAGAUCUUCCUCCGUUUCAUCCUAUUGCACCAGCAUGAAAAUGUCCACAUCCUGGACACGCUCACCAGCCGAAUCAACACCCCUUUUCGGCUUUGUGUGGUGUCCCUGGCCUUGUUCCGAACUCUCAUUGGUUUGCACUGUGAAGAUGUGAUGUUGCAGCUGGUUUUAAGGUAUCUGAUCCCGUGCAAUCACAUGAUGCUGAGCCAAAGGUGGGCUGUGAAGGAAAGAGACUGUUACUCCAUGUCUGCAGCCAAGCUGCUUGCCUUGACCCCCGUCUGCUGUGCCAGCGGCAUCACCCUGACACUUGGGAACCAAGAAAGGGAUUAUAUUCUCUGGUCAAAGGGCAUGCAUGACGGCGCAGGACCCGAGGAACAGUUGCUGCCAGAAGCACCCUGCCCACCUUCUCCAACCACCCUACUUUCCCCUCCUGCCCCAGCAGCCUGCAUUGUGGAGUAUGGGAAGACCCUGGACAUCAGCUACCUGCAGUACCUGUGGGAGGCCCACACCAACAUCCUCCACUGUAUGAGGGACUGCAGGGUGUGGUCAGCCCUCUAUGAUGGGGAUUCACCUGACCCUGAGACCUUUCUGCAGAGUCUGCCAGAGGAGAGCCGAGAAGGCUCAGCCCACCCAGAGGCCAGACUCCCUCAGCAGCACACCAGGACAGCAGGGCAGGUGAAGGACAAGAACCAGUCGGAGCUGGAAUGGGACGACAGCUACGACACCGGUAUCUCGUCUGGGGCAGACGUGGGGUCUCCUGGGCCUUAUGACGAGGUGGAGACUCCAGCCCCACCAGCACCCAUGGAGCCCCCCAAACACAUCCAAGAGAUGAAGAAGAACGCCAUCCUCCUCUUCAAAGGGUCCUACAUUGAAGAGUCAGACUUCCAGGAUGAUGUGAUGGUGUAUAGGCUGUGUGCAGAGAAGGACUCCGAGGACACCAGCGAGCCACAGGGGGUCACGGCCGACCCACCAGCCGAGGCCCAGCCCGAGGCCCAGCCCAAGGCCCAGCCCAAAGAGGACCAGAGUCCCCCCGUGAGCAAUGGACCUCUCUUUAGCCCCGAUCCUGAGGCAGAGCCACAACCCAGCCUGGAGAGUUCAGACCUAUGUCAGAGUGUGUUUUCUGAAGCCACGCAAGAGCAUGACGCUGAUGUAGGCUUGGACUCAAUCUCGGAAUCGAUAGUCCCUGCAUCUGAGGCAGAAGUCCAUUCAGACCUGCCGGCCACCAACACAGACAGUGAUGCCUUGGACUCAAACUCGGAAUCGAUAGUCCCCGCAUCUGAGGCAGAAGUCCAGUCAGACCUGCGGGACGCCAACACAGAGAGUGAUCUCAUUGCACAGUACGACAAGAUCAUCCAAGAACUGGAUUCUGGCCCCGAGGGCUUGAUGGGCCAGACCAUCGCCAUGUCUGACCCCCUGAUCCUUACAAACCAGGACGAGAGGAGAGAGGAAGGCAGAGAAGAGGAAGAGGACGACUUUGACUCCCUCAUGGCAGCAAGUCCUGCUGUGGAGACUGUGCCUUCCCCAUUUGGCAUCAGAGAGGACACGGCCUUGCCCAGUCGCCAUCCCGUGAGGACUCAAAGCGCCCCAUUCACAGGUCCAUUCAUCAGUGUGGUCCUGUCGAAGCUGGAGAAUAUGCUGGAGAACUCUCUGCAUGUCAACUUGCUGCUGAUUGGCAUCAUCACCCAGCUGGCCAGCUACCCGCAGCCACUCCUGCGCUCCUUCCUCCUCAACACCAACAUGGUCUUCCAGCCUAGCGUCCGCUCUCUCUACCAGGUCCUUGCUUCUGUGAAAAACAAGAUCGAGCAGUUUGCUUCCAUGGAGAGAGACUUCCCAGGGCUCCUCCUCCAAGCCCAGCAGUACCUGCUUUUCCGGGUGGACAUGUCUGAUGUGACCCCUGCAGCAUUCGCCAAAGAUCCCACUCAGGACGUCUCCAGGACAGAAAGUGACAAGACCCUAACGGAUGGCCCCCCACGCGUGUUUCAGCCCUUCCUGGGCAACAGAACCAAGGUGGCAGGGGCACCCCCAAACCUGCCUCUGCCAGUGAAGAACACCAUGCUGGCUGCCGCUCUCUUCCCAGAGUUCCUGAAGGAGCUGGCAGCCUUGGCCCAAGAACACUCAAUUCUGUGUUACAAGAUCCUGGGGGACUUCGAGGACUCCUGCUGUUAGCUUUUUAUAUUACUAUUUUAAUA